Haemonchus placei is the source of this 1524-nucleotide messenger RNA. The record is from the annotation of a GenBank genome assembly. Lineage: Eukaryota; Metazoa; Nematoda; Chromadorea; Rhabditida; Trichostrongylidae.
AUGGUCACGACACGAUCAAUUCGAAAAGCGGGCGAGUUGGUGUCGAACUCAGUUCGACGGACGUUUUCCACCAAGAAAUGGGAACAUCGUGAACAACUACACACACUUGUCGAAACGGAUCGAUUCUUCUUACGGAAAGUGCGAUGGCAGAUUUCAAUCCUCGCCCAUAUCGGUUUUGCUAUCGCUUUCGGGAUUCGGGCGAAUUUCGGUGUAGCGAAGAACCGAAUGAUGAACAACUUCACCGAUGCAUGGGGCGAUACACAUGGAGGGAAUGGGGGAGAUGUACAUAGCCCGCGACUUUGCCAUCGAGUCUUCCGUAAAACCUCGUAUCACAAUGGAAAUCCCAAAGCUGUGCGUCGAAGGUUGUUUUGCUUUGGAGUUGCUAUCGCCAGUAUACUGAAUCUGAUCGUUGCGUUUGCAUUUCAAUAUCAUCCAUUUACGGACGUGGUGGUGAUGGGAAUGCAGGUCGUACAGGGCUUGGCACUGGGUGUCACCUAUCCUGCAAUGCACGGCGUCUGGCGACACUGGGCUCCACCACUGGAACGUUCAAAACUUGCCACCACCACGUUUACCGGUAGUUAUGUGGGAGUUAUGAUCGCCUUACCUUUGUCGGCCGCUCUUGUCAGUUAUUUCUCAUGGUCAGCUCCGUUCUACGUGUAUGGUUGUUCUGGAAUUUUAUGGGCAUUGUGUUGGUGGUAUGUGUCUGCUGCCACACCAAACGAUCAUUCCUAUAUCACAGAAGAGGAACGAAAUUACAUUGUGGAAAAAGUUGGAACCGUCGUCAUGGGAAAUAUGACGCUGACUACUGUCCCAUGGAAAACCAUUCUGCUCUCGUUACCUGUGUGGGCAAUCACAAUUUGUAAUUUCUGCCGUUCGUGGACGUUCUUCUUGUUACUUGGCAACCAACUCACCUACAUGAGAGAUGUGCUCCAUUUGGACAUUCGUCACAGUGGCUUAAUCUCAGCCUUACCGCAACUGAUGAUGGCAAUCGUUGUCUUGAUAUCAGGACAAUUGGCCGAUUGGCUACGAUCCACUGGCAAGAUGAAUACCGGCCCAGUAAGGAAGAUGUUCAACACCCUAGGAUUUUCUGGCGAAGCCCUGUUUCUGGCCUUGUUGGCCUUCAUCCAUGACCCAACACUGGCUGUCUUCUGUCUUGUGAGCGCUGCCACCUUAAGUGGAAUGAACGUUGCCGGAUUCAACGUGAAUCACUUCGAUAUUGCUCCUCGUUAUGCAUCCAUUCUAAUGGGCCUGUCAAAUGGCUUUGGAGCACUAGCAGGCCUAAGCGGUUUCAUCACACAGAACCUCACCGUCAACAAUCCUGCCGGCUGGAAAUACUGCUUCCUACUCGCAAUGUCUGUUGAUAUUUUCGGCAUCUUCUUCUUCUUGCUAUUCGCCAAAGGAGAAGUUCAGGACUGGGCACGUGAGCCUGAACCGGAAGAAACACUAGGAGAGUUCGUCAGACGAAUUUGUGAGUUAUCAACUUUUAUUCAUCCGCUUGAUCAGUCUAUUUAUUCAAUUAUUUGA